AUGCUCACCCACCUCACCAGCCGCUCCACCUCCCACUCCCACCGCCGCCGCCCCGACUCCCGCCCACGCCCACUACACAUCCCCGGCCAAGCCUCGCACGUCCAGUCGCUAAUCGCCUUCUUCAACCGCAAGUCGCAGGAGCCCGUCGUCGUCUCGCGCCCCUGCUUCGACCGCAGCAAGAUCCCGCCCAACAAGGUCCGCUCCAUGGUGCAGAGCUGGCUGCGCGUCGCAUCGUCCGCCCCGUCGCCCAGCGAGGGCAGCAGCGGCGGCGGCGGCGUCGUCGUCACACGCACGUCACACACCUCCCCCAUCACGCUCCGCGGGGCGAUGGAGUUCCCGCCGCAGGAGGUUGAUGCCAGGCUCCGCAGUGUCAAGGGGUGGAAGUCGGGGCGGGCCGUGAGGACGGAGGAGGCGCGGCCGGCGAGGAGAAAGCGGCGGGAGGGCGAGAGGCGCGGGGGGGAUGAGGCGGGUUAUGGCGGCACUCCGGAGGUCGAGAUUGCGAUGCCGUUGUCGCCGCCGGAGCAGCCGGCGAUGACGCCGCCGGUGCCGAUGCCGGAGGUGGUGCAGCCGCUGACGGCGCUGAGGUUGAGGAGGUUGGAGAGCGAGAUUACGAGGUCGUCGUCGCUGGGGGUGGAGGUGUCUGCGUCGCCGAGUGGCAGUGAGAUGCCGAGGACGCCGGGGAGGGGGGGUAGGGAGAGGUAUGGCGAGCCUGGGGAGAAGAGGUAUAUUGAGCCAGAGGAGGAGAGGUAUAUUGAGCCUGAGGGAAAGAGGAAUGAUCCCAGGAUGGCCCAUGCGGGGCGGAUGUCGCCGGCUUCUCGGGCUCUGUCGGUGAUUUCGAAACGCUCCACUAGGAGCUCUUGGAAGGAUGCGUUUCAGUCUGUGAGGGACAGCUUUAGGAGGAGACCUCCUGCAGCUGGAUCCUCUGGCGUGACGGGGUCUUCUGCUGUGACGGGGUCUUCUGUUUCUGUUGCGGGAUCCCCUGCCAGGACUGGAUCCUCUGCGUCAAAGUUGUCUGCGGAGAUGAAGCCUGGUCGAGAUAGUAGAAGCAAGUACAUCAAAUCCAUCCCCGACACUCCGUCCCCGGACCCGCCGGCAGCGGGCUACAUCACGGCCCCCGAUACCUUCGGCGCCUCCAAGAACCUCAUGGCCGCCGUCCAGACACACGUCACCCGGCGCUCCCUGAUGGAACAACCCGCAGCCUCCGAAGAAAACCUCCUCCCCAGCGACCCCGGGCAGCAGCAGAACGGCGCAGCAGUUAAUAUCAGCAGAGCUUCCCACGCACCACCCACCGACCCACCACCGCUCUCCCAGAGCGUCGAAGAACCCAACACCCUCACCGCCGUCGGCGAGCUCUCCCGCUGGAACAAAAGCCCGCGCUCCGCCCGCCCGCGCGCCUACACAAAGCGCACCACCGAGCGCCGCGCCAUCCCCGACUCCUUCCGCCGCCCGCACUCGCCCACCCGCACCCGCACCCGCACCACCCGCAAGGAGAGCCCGCUGAAACCAGUCUCGCCCCUCCGCGUCAUCAAGGACAAGUCCGCACAGAGCACCAUCACCCCCGCCACCAUCACCGCCACCGCCGGCCCGCGCAACGUGACGUUCACCACAGCCCCGGACCCGGACCCGGCCCGCCUCACCCGCGCGUCCAUGGACACGCUCACGUCGUUCGAGCUGCAGCCGCCGGCGUCGCUCAGCUCGUCCAGCGACAUCCUCCGAGAACCCCCGCCGCAGGGCCCGCUGGGGAGGAAAGCGGCGCCGGCGAAUAUGCGCUUCGAGUCGCUCAGCUCGCUGGACACGCCGCCGCCGAACCCGCCGCAGGCGAUCCGCUCGCCGACGCUGAUCCGCGAGAUGGCGGGGGAGGGGAAGGGGAAGGGGUGGAAGGUGAAGCGUGGUAAGACCGCCGCUGCCACCACCACUGCUGCUGCUGCUGCGGCGGGGGUGAAGAGCUUGCCCGGGGAGAAGGGGGAGAGGGGGGAGAAUGCGGCGCCGCCGAAGAGGGCGCUGAUUGAUCUGCAGGGUAUGCAGAUGCAGUUCAACGACGGGCAGGGCGGGAGUCCCGCUUCUGCUUCUGAUGUGCAGGAGAGUCCCCAGGAAAGUGAAAGUAGUCCCCAGGAAAGUGAACGUAGUCCCCAGGAAAGUGAACGUAGUCCCCAGGAAAGUGAACGUAGUCCCCAGGAAAGUGGGAGUGGGAGUAGUCCCCAGGAACCGGCACCGAGGAGGGAUAGUAUGAGCCUGAGUCUGAGCUACAUCAUGCCCGUGCCUGACGAGGGCGGGUCAGUGGAGGCGUUCCGGGACCUGGAGAUGGGGCUGCCGGUGUCGACGCCGGUGCUGGGGGAUGGUGACCCGGUGCUUGUGGGGUGGGGGGGAGGCUAUGGGGUGCGGCCGCUUGGGAUUGUGACGGCGGUUGGGGGGGUUGUGACGGCGGUGGAGGAGCCGGUCGCGAGGGGGCGGAGGAGGAAGAGGGUGGCGUCUUAG
Molecule: messenger RNA, 2475 nt
Organism: Morchella sextelata
Lineage: Eukaryota; Fungi; Ascomycota; Pezizomycetes; Pezizales; Morchellaceae
Exons: 3
Coding region: 1-2475 (824 amino acids)
Source: RefSeq, a predicted model, not a curated record